Fomitiporia mediterranea MF3/22 is the source of this 948-nucleotide messenger RNA. Its product is annotated as MFS general substrate transporter. The coding region runs from base 1 to 948 and encodes 315 amino acids. The transcript is spliced from 5 exons. Gene Ontology annotation, molecular function: transmembrane transporter activity. Gene Ontology annotation, cellular component: fungal-type vacuole membrane. The record is from RefSeq and is a predicted model, not a curated record. Lineage: Eukaryota; Fungi; Basidiomycota; Agaricomycetes; Hymenochaetales; Hymenochaetaceae. Gene Ontology annotation, biological process: transmembrane transport.
AUGUCAGAAUGGUUUGUUCGAAAACGUGGCCUUGCCAACGGAAUUAUGUUCGCUGGGACCUCAAUCGGGGGACUUGUACUUCCACUCGUCACGCCAGUCAUGGUAAACUCGUAUGGACCAUCAAAGACACUAAGGAUUCUCUCCAUCGCCGCACUAAUCCUCAUCCUGCCCGGGACACCUUUUCUUCGACCGCGGCUCCCUGAGACCCGAGUGUAUUCUCAUGUGCCCCGUUCAGAGGCUGAGAAUGAUGGAAUCCGUAAAUGGAUGCUGAAUCCUUCAUUUAUUCUAUGCGUAUUGGCGAAUACCUUACAGGGUUUCGCAUAUUUCCUUCCCAUCCUCUGGCUCCCGACCUUCGCAAGCGAGCUUCGUCUAAGCGAUACUCAAUCAUCGUUAGCGGUAGCACUGUUGAAUGGCAAGCAGUCUGUGUUCCUCGUCCGAAGGUUGGGAACGUUAGCGGACAGAUUCAGUCCAUGGGUUCUAGCUCUAAUAACAACAUUCCUCACCUCCUUCACAACAUUUAUUCUGUGGGGUGUACUUUCAAACAGUGUUACUGGUGUGCUUGCCUUUGGGGUUGCAUAUGGCGCCUUGGCUGGAGGUUGGUCAAGUCUCUUCACGGGAUUCAUCCGGCCAAUUGCGAAAGGCAACCCCACACUGUCAACGACGCUCAUGGGCAUCUUUUUCCUUACGCGUGGCAUAGGUAACAUCUUAUCCGCACCGAUAUCGACAGCCUUGUCCGACAUAAACGCUAUUUCUGCUGCAAUGGGAGUCGUAGGCAACCCAGCGCAUCUACCCGAUCAUCCUAGCCUUGGCUUUGAUGUUGCAGACGGCCGUUAUGCCAAAAUGAUCGUGUAUGUCGGGACAUGUUUCGCUGGAUCCGGGAUUAUUGCGCUCGUCGGCUUGGGAUUGGAUGUCUAUGAAAGACGAACACGCGAGAGAAUAACUGAAUAA